This is a messenger RNA of Adineta ricciae, 507 nucleotides long. The record is from the annotation of a GenBank genome assembly. NCBI's taxonomy places the organism in Eukaryota, Metazoa, Rotifera, Eurotatoria, Adinetida, Adinetidae.
AUGAAAUCUGUCACGAAGUACUUAGUUGCUCCGUGUAAGCACACAAUGAUGAUCUUCUCAACUUAUCUUAUCGUUUUACUAAGUAUCUUGGGUCUUGUUUUAACUACUCCCGUUAAACAAAUUUCUUUAAAUGACAAAUCUGAGGACGUUACAUUAGAACAAGCGUUCCGCAAAGCAGAAAAAACCCUCCAUCGUUAUUAUUAUUUAAUGAAUUCCGAUAUCGAUCAUCUUGUCCACGGUAUGUUACAUAUCCUAAUGAACCAUCCAACGUCGUUUCCAUUCAUUCCGUACCGCGCUAUGGAUAUAGCGUUUAAAAAUGUGGCACAGAAAUUAGGCGAAGAAGAAGUGAAUACGUUAACCAAACCGCUUCUUUUGGCUCUUGAAGAACAUCAUCAAACGAAGUCGAAACAACCAAUGACGUUUAAAUUAAGCGACGAAACCAAGGAGAAAAUCGAAGAUGCUCUGGACAAGUUUUUAGAUGAAGGUGAAUUUGACGCACAUUUGUGA